CGCGAUGCGCCCCUAGACCCGAAGCCAGCCAGCCAUGAUGUUCCCUGCAACGGAGGUCCAAGUUGGACUCUCGUAAGAAGCAGAGAGGAACAAUACCGGCUCUUUUGAACCUGGCGAUGGAGACAAACUCCGGGCCCGUGCUUCCUCGCAGCACAGAUCGCUGGCCCGACUCUCACGGGAGAAGAAAGGGAAGGAGGCGCAAACAAAAGCCCGCCUUUCCAUGACAUUCAGCCGGUGUAAUCACCUCCUCCUUCCCGGGCGGGCCUCGGGCAACGCUCAACUCCGCUGUUAAGCAACGGCUGGGCCGGACUGUUCCCCAGCCCUGCUGACUUUGAUGGCCUAAAGGACUUCCCUUCUUGCAUAGUCCAGCAUGGAUGCUCCGCCUGUGGUCAUGACUGCAGGUUCUCUUUCCUACAUCACUCAGACUGAUUUUCCAGUCCCGCUGAAAAAGUUUUAUCGGGGUGAACCACUGGCACUGGGGAUCACACAGAUAUUCAUAGGAAUCAUACAAAUUAUCUUUGGGAUGCUGAUCAACAUAAUUAAUCAACAUGAUAUUAUCUACCUUAUUGUAUGGAUGCCCUAUUGGAGUGGAAUCUUGUACAUCAUCUCCGGAUCCUUAGCUGUGGCAGCUGCUUGGAAUCCCCGGAUGCCUCUGGUGCAAAGCAUGGUGGCCAUGAAUGUGUUAAGUACUGUAGCAGCUGGUUUGGGCCUAGCAUCCCUGUUUGCCACCUUCGGUAUGCCCUAUCUAUUCAAUUUGUCUACGCACUGCUAUAAUUUUGAAAAAGAAAUUCAGAAAAAAUGUAAUGCAAACCAGGAUAUCGGCAUGGGAAUACUGAUUAUUCUUACUCUGUUCACCGCCCUGGAGUUUUGCAUCACCAUCUCAGUUGCGUCUUUUGGAUGUAAGAUGCUUUGCCGCGAUACCUUCUCUGAAAAAGUUGUGGUCAUUUAUCAGAAUGUGUCUCCUGCCAGUGCUGAACAAGAUCCUCCCCUCGACUGCAAACAGACAGCAAUUCAACCCUGAACUGCUUUUCUUUCAUUGCAACUCUUCUACAUCUUGAAGCCUUUUUUAAAAAAAGGAAUUGCACAGAAGUUUUUAAUCAGUGGAACAUAAAGGCUUUUUGAUGGACUAAGCAAAAAGCACCACGUGCAAAAGAUCAUAUGAAUGUUCUUUGUUGCUGUUUAAAAUAUCUCUUUAUUAGCCGAUCGGCACUUUGCACCAAGUUAUGGUUUAUGGUUUGCUGUUGGAAAUAUAUAUAUCGACUUAUGACCACAAUUGAGCCCAAAAUUUGUCUUGCUAAGUGAGGCAUUUGUCAAGUAAAUUUUGCUCCA
Pseudonaja textilis is the source of this 1329-nucleotide messenger RNA. RefSeq names its product membrane-spanning 4-domains subfamily A member 15-like. The record is from RefSeq and is a predicted model, not a curated record. Gene Ontology annotation, cellular component: membrane. Lineage: Eukaryota; Metazoa; Chordata; Lepidosauria; Squamata; Elapidae.